Molecule: messenger RNA, 978 nt
Organism: Drosophila pseudoobscura
Lineage: Eukaryota; Metazoa; Arthropoda; Insecta; Diptera; Drosophilidae
Exons: 2
Coding region: 472-909 (145 amino acids)
Source: RefSeq, a predicted model, not a curated record
GUUGCCCGCGUCGUGUGUGUGUGCAAUCGGCAAUCAAUUUUUUUGUAAAAUAUCAUCGCGUCGGUCGCGCCAACAAUAAUUUUUGUGCAAAUUCUGCUACCGCCGAGGGAUGCCCUGCGAAAGAGACAGGAAAGUAGCAGUUGGAUUCAAAGAUCCAAAAGAGGAAUCAGAGGUUCGUCGGGCGCCGAGGAUAUCCCCAAGUCGUUCAUUGCGACAACGGGACGAACUUCGUCGGAGCGAGCCGCCAUCUCAGCGCUCUGCGGAUCAGGUUCAAGGAGCAGGGAGACGCAAUUCGCGACUUUGCGUCAAAAAACGGAUGCGAAUUUGCGUUCAUACCGCCGCGAGCUCCUCACAUGGGAGGGCUAUGGGAGGCAGGUGUAAAAACUGCCAAGAGCCUACUCCUACGGGCGGUAGGCAGCGCGCCUAACCGCCGAAGUGCUCGCCACAGUCCUCGUCGGCAUCGAGGCCAUAAUGAACUCGAGGCCGCUGGGAGCCAUCAGCCAAGAUCCAAGCGACGGCGAGGCCCUAACACCCGGGCACCUGCUGACAGGCGGGUCGCUCAUCGCCCCCCCAGCACUGCGGACUCCGGACCAGGAGAGUAUCAGUUGCUUGCGGCGAUGGCGACUUGUCUCGUCAGUCAGGCAAGCGUUUUGGCAGCGAUGGUCCCGCGAAUAUGUCCUGGGGCUGCAAAUUCGGGGCAAAUGGCACCAGCAGCAACCGAACCUCGAGGAAGGAGACCUCGUCAUCGUGGCCGAGGACAAUCUGCCGCCUCAGGAGUGGCUCGUAGGGAGGGUCAUAGCCACGCACGCAGGAGAGGACGGCAUGGUCAGGGUCGUCGAAAUAAGGACUAGCACUGGAGCGGUUUUUCGGCGGCCCAUACACAAAUUAGCGCCGCUCCCAAUGUGUUGAAGCCGAUGCAGGCGUUCAACGGGGCCGGUGUUGCGUGGCCUUCCAUCCAUGGCGGCGAUUAUUAGUUAU